AUGCUGAAGGAGCAGGGUGAGGAGCUGGCGACCGUGAAGGCUCGGCUGAGUGCGAAGGAGGAUGCUCUGGCGGACGUGCAGGGUCAGUACACUUUGCUCUCUCGGACUCUGUAUAGAGCGAUGAUGUCUUCCUCGGUGAAGGAGGCUUCUCUUCGUCAAUCUCAGGCUCCUGCUGAGGAUGAUACAGAGGAGGAGAGAGCUCUUUUGACCCGGGCGGAUCUGAUCCAGUACAUCAGAGUCUUAGGGGGCGAUUGUGUCGCUGCUGCCGAGGACACCUACAAUUCUACUGUGGCCCAGCUGAAGUUGAAGAAUCCUGGGGUGGAAUUGGUGACCGAGGGGACCGGGCCAUAUCACCGUGUGGAGGGGGAUCAGAUCGUCUCUCCGAACUUUGGGGAAGAGCCAAUGACUCAGGAGGCCGAGGACGUCCAGAUGGAAGAAGGUGUAUGGUAG
Vicia villosa (hairy vetch) is the source of this 450-nucleotide messenger RNA. RefSeq lists its product as uncharacterized. The record is from RefSeq and is a predicted model, not a curated record. The transcript has a single exon. The coding region runs from base 1 to 450 and encodes 149 amino acids. NCBI's taxonomy places the organism in Eukaryota, Viridiplantae, Streptophyta, Magnoliopsida, Fabales, Fabaceae.